Ostrea edulis (European flat oyster) is the source of this 1362-nucleotide messenger RNA. RefSeq lists its product as uncharacterized. Bases 17 to 421 code for a protein of 134 amino acids. NCBI's taxonomy places the organism in Eukaryota, Metazoa, Mollusca, Bivalvia, Ostreida, Ostreidae. The transcript has 4 exons. The record is from RefSeq and is a predicted model, not a curated record.
GUUACUUAGAAGAAACAUGGGUUUCAAAUGCAAUCGUUUAUGCCUCAUUCUGAGAAUUUUGUUUGCCGUCUACAUAAACUCCAUUCAAUCUUCCUAUUGCUACUACUACUAUGAUUACAGUGGCUACUGGAAAGCGUGCUAUUAUACUUACUACACAUAUUCCAAUAGUGCCGCAACUGCUGGAAAAAUCGUGGGCUAUGUGUUUGCCGGGCUGUUUGGAUUGAUCUUCUUCCUCGGGUUCUUGACUUGUAUGGCUCACCUGUAUGAAAAACUAUGUGCGAAGUGCAACCGUGAGGCAGUUAGGCCAGCAAUUUCACACAUUGAUACAGCUGAAAGCGAUCCCGGGAGCCAGGAGCAUGCAGUGGUCAAUCUCGACCCUCCACCACAGUAUGAGUUGACUGGACAUUCAAAUCCUCGAUAAUCAUUGAAAAUUCAGCUGAAUUUAUCAUGUGAUAACUUUGCUCGGCACUUUAAAGAUAUCUUUACUUGAAAUUCUUGACAAGGAAGUUUUGAAUUAACUUUCUACUUUUUCACUCGAUUUAAAUCUCAGGGGUUGUGAUAAUAGAUUACACACACACACACACACACACACACACACACACACACACAUAACAAUUUUUCACUUAAAAACAACUAAGAAAAUGGCUGCAUAUGAAGGAAAUAACGAUAAACAUUCUAAAUUUAUUUAUUCAAAUCAGCGGUCCAUGGACCACAUUACUCAGUAGAAAAAAUGUAUUUUUAAGCGCUAUAAUAGCGUAGCUUAAGCGCUUAUUGCCGCCCAAUAUCACCCAGAGUUAUCGUUCCCGCUACGCUCCACUAAUACCUCUGUCAACGUCUAAAAAUCAUAUCAAAACGUACUUAAACUAACAUAGCAUAUCAAAUUGUAAUGAUCAUAUCUAAGCAAAUUAAACACUUGUCUGAAUUUUAUAAACGCAGAAGCUGGUAAAUAUGAGACACCUGAGCGAAUUAAAAGGUUUUACAUAAAUAUUCAUUCAUUCAAUAAUACUAGAAUACUCAUGGAAUUCGUUGUUUUUGUGAAUUUAAGCUUAACACUAAAACUUGUAAAAUCAUACUUUAUAAUGCAAUAGGUAGAAAUAAGUUUUGCCAAGAAUCUUGACAUUCAGACGUUGACAGAGGUGUUGUAGCGCAGCGUAAUACGCCCUCUGGUGAGAGAUUGAUUGCCGCCAGUUGGAUUUUGCUUUCGUCAUAAUGUUUCCGGUUUAUCGCCACCUAUAGGCGAACUUAUGCAUCGCUGUAGUCAACAAGUCGUGUUUAAAGUAGUCGUAAUUUUGCAACCGAUCUAGCACGGGGAAAACAUUCAUACGAAAGCCUAGAAGGGUCAAAUCAGGAUAAAAGAAAAAA